UGGGCUGUAUCUAGAAACGAACCAAUUUUCAAAAGAGGGUCAGGACUAUUUAGAAAUAGUUUUAACAACGCAGAAUGGGUGUCAAUGACUUGUAAUAUUGUUUGGGCAUAGGGGUGAACGCGCGUCGCCUUGAUGCCUCGCCCCAUAAAUCUUCGAGAAUGGUUAGCGCCCAGAUGGCGCGCUACUUGAAGCGCCGAGAUCAGGCUGUCGCUCGCGGCUGCGCGCGCGGGUCAGUGUGAAGCAUGGAAGCUGGGUGGGCCGAGGUUCGCGCCUUGGAGGCAGAGAUAGCAGAGCUGCAGCGAGCCUGUGAGAAACUGCCGGCACCCCAGGAAAACGCGUCCCGAAUCCAAAAAUCACUUCAAGAAAUACUCCAAUCAGAUUCUGAGGGACAGAAAUCUUCAAAAGACCUGAAAAGUCAGCUUGAACAUUUAAAAACAGAACUUUCAUUUUUAAGUUCGCUUACUGGCCUCAAUAUAAGAAAUUACUCCAAGAAGGACUUAGUGAGUGCUGGGAUGACAGAAAAAGGUAUAAAGAAGGUUAUGCAGAGACACAGAUUAUCAGGAAAUUGCCGCAUGGUUACAUUUCAACUUGAAUUUCAGAUUCUGGAAAUUGAGACUGAGGAAAAUUCAUCUUCCUUAAUUACUGACCUCAGCAUAAUAAUGGAGCCCACAGAAUAUUCAGAAUUAAGUGAAUUUGUAUCUGGAGUAGAAGAAAGAAGAGAUUUGCUUAUGUUUUUCCGAAGUCUACAUUAUUUUGUAGAGUGGUGUGAACAUCGUAAGAAGACAUUUAAGCAUUUUAAGGACAAGUACCCAGGCACUGUGCACCUCUCAGAGGGGCCCAACUCACACUGCAUGGAAAUCCACAGUGCCAGCCAGCCUGGGUUUGAAUUGAUGGUGGUUUGGAGGAUACAAAUAGAUGAAGAAGGAAAGGUUUUGCCAAAGCUGGAUCUCCUCACCAAAGCCCCACACCGAGCCCUGCAACUGGAUAAGAAGAAAGUCAUAGAAACUGCUCCACUGAACUUCCGAACCCUGCUAGGAGUGCUGGGAAUUGAAGCUGCUAUAGACAGCCUGAUAAAUUGCUUUGUGUGAGAAAUGGCUCGUUCCCAAAGGGCUAAGAUGCUGUGCUAACUGAAGUGCAAGCAACUUAUGUUGAAUAUAAAAACUCAGAAUCCACACCUCUUAAGAUGUACUGCAUGAUACAAGCCAAGCUAUAUUAGAUAGGAACUCUCAUGUCAUGAGAAAUACAACAAUUUAAAUACAAAAUGUCAAAUACAA
Perognathus longimembris pacificus (Pacific pocket mouse) is the source of this 1274-nucleotide messenger RNA. It is a transcript of the gene Cenpp, whose product is annotated as centromere protein P. Gene Ontology annotation, biological process: CENP-A containing chromatin assembly. Gene Ontology annotation, cellular component: nucleus; chromosome, centromeric region. The record is from RefSeq and is a predicted model, not a curated record. Bases 243 to 1088 code for a protein of 281 amino acids. Lineage: Eukaryota; Metazoa; Chordata; Mammalia; Rodentia; Heteromyidae. The transcript has 8 exons.